Molecule: messenger RNA, 1695 nt
Organism: Bacidia gigantensis
Lineage: Eukaryota; Fungi; Ascomycota; Lecanoromycetes; Lecanorales; Ramalinaceae
Exons: 2
Coding region: 1-1695 (564 amino acids)
Source: RefSeq, a predicted model, not a curated record
AUGCUUCCCGAACGCCUCCGCGCCGUGUUCCAUCUCGCUGCCAUCUUGUUACUGCCCUCCAUUGCCCGUGGGCAGGACACAAAACCUCUAAAUGACACCAGUGGCGCGACGAACAAUGUGCAAUUUACGAUGGAUACCACCAUGAACAUGCAUCCCGCGGUCCGCCCACUAACAGAUGACGCUGGACUCACUGGGGACCUCGACAAGCUUCAGCAAAUACAACCGGCGGGCCCCCUGUUCCUGACCACACCGGAAACUGUCAACAGCAUCGAGCCUUCCUUCGUUUGCUACGUCAGCUGUGAGCCGAGUGAUUACUCGGGCAGCAACAUCGAUUCUUCACGCAUCCUCGGUUUGAUUGAUGACCAGAAGCCAAAAGCCAUUGUGCUGUACAGUGCUUUGUCCAAUGCCUGCUCCUUUGACGCGAGCAAUGGCUACCAGUACCGUUCACUGUAUACUAUGCUCCUUUCAAGUGAUUCGCAGGCCAUUCUCAAUGCUUUGAACAACAACCCGCAGAACGCAAUGGCCAACAUCCACCUCAAUCAGUCGUCGGUCAAUGGAACAAGUUCAAACAACGGGAAUGUGUUAGGGAAGUCUCCAACUACCGCCGUCGCCAUGAUCAUUCUUUACAGCAUUACCGGUAUCAUCACGGCGCUGUUUUUGAUAAUCAUCAUAGUUGGAGCUGUUCGUGCGCAUCGUCAUCCCGAGAGAUAUGGGCCACGACGUGCGGUUGGUCGACCAAGGCAAAGCAGGGCGCGUGGGAUCGCGCGAGCAAUGCUGGACACCAUACCAAUCGUCAAAUUCGGCGACAAAGAUGAUAAGCCCGCCGAGACCAACAGGGACGUUGAGCUUGCUGCCGCUAAUUCGGAUGCUCCAAACAACGCCCCGGAUGCCUCGGACCAAGCUCGAGAAUCUGGAGACCACGUUAUGUCAGAGUCAACAGGAGAAGGACCGGAUAUGGUGAGAACAAUAUCCGCAAAUGCAGCCCCGGAUGGAGUAGCUCGCAUGUCAAGCAAUCCUAUCGAUGAUGGUCUGGCAUGCUCUGUGUGUACGGAUGAUUUUGUCAAAGGGCAAGACAUCAGAGUGCUGCCCUGCAAGCAUAAGUUUCAUCCGGAGUGCAUUGAUCCUUGGCUACUAAAUGUCUCGGGUACAUGUCCUUUGUGGUAUGUGCGGUAUGCCCCCUUGCAUCAAUUACGCUUUGCUAAUCCAGAUGCCAGUCGUGUUGAUUUGCACCCCACAUCGACGGAAGACGAUUCUGAUAUAGAAGACCACGUGCCUUCUCUGGAGACCCGCGAUGUGGAGUUGCCCCCAGAUGUGGAAAAUGGUAAUCCUGAAGCGAGACGGAAUCGGCGCUCGCGAAUUCUCUCCACCCUCAACAUAGGCAGGAUGCGGCAAGCCACCCCACAGGAACGCUUGGAAGCUUUGAGAACGCUUCGUAACGAAGGACAACUAGAGUCAGAAGCUCCAGAACGUCGACUGCAACCGGGCGGAGACGGGGCGAUGAAUCGAUUUAGCCGACGACUGAGUCGUGCCUUGGGCUCACGACCAGCAUCUGGUAUUCAGUCACGACCCGUGUCAGAAGUUCCGAUGCCUGCUUCAGAUGUGCAGCCAUCGACCGCUGCCGCGACUACCGAGCAAACAGAGCCAAGCUUGACAGUUCAACCGGAUCCGAGACGGCACGGCUCUUUCGCUGGAUGA